CUUUUAAUCUUCAUUUUUGCCUGUUGAAGAGGAAAGGCCUCGCGAAAAUGUUUCCCGAGCGGGUUUUUUCCCCCAUCGAGAUCGCUCCCAAUUUGCAGUGACACACAUUGGGCGCAGUUGGAUCGCCAGCACAAACGGGUAACAGCUUCGCGGCGCAUCUCCCCCUCGAAGCACCUCACAGCUGUGGAAUGAUUCGCGCUCGAUCAGCACACCGUUGAUUAGCAGUCCGCCGAUUAGCAAAACGUCGAUCGAAUUUCCCCCGCUUCACUCCGCAACGUGAGGGGCAUACGCGCAGACGUACUUAAAACAAUCUGCAUAGAGAUACACCCCACUGUCCCCUCUCCCUUACGGAACAGUUACACACCCACUGAAAGAUCGAAAAAAAAGUAAAAUAAAUAAAUGAAUACACACGGGGACCUACAGGAAACGCACACCAGACCUUUUGCUCUCUCUCCCUACUCCCCACAACGGCACUCGAAGGGGAAAUGACCACUUCCGAUUUUUUGCCAGUCCUAUAACGUCGCGUCUGCUCGAAAAAGGAAAAGAAGAAAGAGAAGAGGAAAUUAAAAAUAAACCUAAACGUAUAGCCAGGCCAAGUGAACGCCAGGGCAACACCAACGCUCAGAGCUGACGCGCAACCGGAUGCACCGCGCAAACCUCCAUACCCACGUGGAAAAUCGUUUCUACACACCAAGCCAGCAUGACGAGCGGGAAGAUCUCGGGGCCAAAUACCAGCCACACGGCUACGUCCUGCCCCCCUCCGAAAGACGGGAUGAAUGAGAAGAGUGGCAUUCAACCGGGGGAGACGACUCAACGGAACGCAACCAGUCAACAUAAAAAUGGCACCCAUGCAUUUGUCACAAGUAAAUUUUCAAACGGAAGGAAUAACACAAUGGUGGUCCAUGAGGAGGGCACCCUUGAGGGGACCCUCUCCUACGGGCAGUUUGUAGUGAAACCCCCCUUUAAAACGGACACCAGUCCGAAGGCAGAAGAACCACUCAGUGAGACCCUCACGAAGGGAGCAAGUGUCACCAACACAGGUGAAAAAAAGAAGAGUCAACCCCCUGCCGGGAAGAUGACCGCUCCAAGCGGCUCCGCCAAAACGUACGCCGAAAGGGUGGCCCAUAGAGGCGGGGCCGACGAAGCCAAGGCCAAUAAGGACGUGACCAAUAAGGACGUGACCAAUAAGGAGGUAACCAAUAAGGAGGUAACCAAUAAGGAGGUGGCCAAUAAGGAGGUGGCCAAAAAAGAAGACAACCCCGUCGCCGACGCGGAAGCACCCCAGGUGGGAUGCCCAACAAACGGCUCUCAAAAUCCUUCGAACGAAAAAAAGAAAAAAAAAAGGAAGAAGAAAAAAAAAAAAGACAGCACCCUUCAGGGGGGUAUAAAUGCUUCUUCAAACGGCAGCGCGAAGGAAGCGGCCAAAGGCGGAAGCAGCCUGCAGUACGACUCCUGGCACGAGGUGGACGACCCGAAAGGGGAGGGCCCGUCCAGCCGAAAGGCUCCCGCGCGGGAGGAGAGCCCCAACGGGAGGGGCACCACCGACGGGAGAGGCAGCAUCGAUGGAAGUGAUUCACUCGUGGGGGAUACUCAACGGGGAAAGGACCCAACCGAAGCGGGCCCCCCAAUCAAAGCGGACAUCCUGACCAGUGCGAACCCCCCAAGCAGUGCCAACCACAGCAGGAAGAACCCACCAGACGGAGGGCCAAAGAAAAAAAUAACCCUCCUUAAGAGGAACGAAAUGAAGUACGAAAAAUACGCAGGGGGGGGAAAUUACCCCAUGGGAAGUGCCCCAACUGGGGGAAAAAAUUGGCAACAAGACACAUCGCAGAAGACGCUCGAGCAGAGAGAAAGGGAAUAUAAAAAAAUACGAGCGAGGAUUUUUUCCAAUUUUAAUAAAAAGAAAAACAGCUUAAGGGUCCCGGAUGACUGCUUGUUUAGAGACGGUUCUAACGGUGUGCAGGAUGUCCCCCCAGCUAGCCAUUUCGCCAUGCCGGUUGGAAGUCCCUACGGGGCAGCGGCGAACAGCGCUUAUGGAGCGGCGGCGAAUAGCGCUUACGGAGCGGCGGCGAAUAGCGUUUACGGCACAUCCCUUAACAACGUCUACGCCUGCUCGAUGAGCGGACCCUACGCCUCGGCGGGCACCAACCCGUACGCGACCAGCUUCUGCAACCACGACGGCCACCUUUACGCACAUAGCAAUGUUAAUAUGAAAAUGAAUAUGAAUAUGGGCAGGGCAAACGCGGCGAACGAGGUACCUCCCCCCCCGCCGAGCUUUUACCCCAGCAGCCAAACUGCUUUCACAAGUUACAUGUACGACGUGCAGAACCAGUCGAGCUUUUCCAAAACGGGUGCCUCCUUCCCCUUCCCCAUCGAAUCGGCUGCGGGAUGUUACCCGCAUUAUAAGAGUGUGAGCAGCCUACCGGGGAGGGCGGUCAUCUCCAAUCGUGGCAAAGCGCAAGUGGUGGGUAAUUCCACCAGGGGAGACGCAGGCAAGGACGCUCUCCUGGGCGUCAACCAGUACGACCCGAACAAUAGCACUUACAGCGGUGGCAGUUACAACGGCGGCAGUUACAACAGUGGCGGUCACAACGGUGGCGGUCACAACGGUGGCGGUCACAACGGUGGUACCUACGUCGAUGGGGCCUACCCCGCGGGCACCUACAGCGGCGAUGCGCAUAACAGUGACGGGUAUGCCUGCGGGUUGAAGAGUGGAAGCCCCCCAAGUGACUCCUUCAAAAGCCCCACCCUGAUGAAUCACCCCAAACAGAACAGCCUCACCAACGUCACCCACGUGGAGGCGAUUACCCAAAUGAAUAACCCAGUUAAGCAUCCCCACGUAGUGCGGACAGCAUUCGAAGGAAAGCACUUUACACCCUUAAGCAGCAAAAUGAACCAAGACGUUUGCAAGAAGAACAAACCACCCAUGGGUAAUCGCAUUCAUAACGGCUCGAGGAAAAAGGGGGCAAAUGGCACCCACAACAACAUCAUCGCUGCUGAUGUGCCCAGACAGAUGGGCUUCCCACAUGGGGGGAUGGAAAACACAUACAGCUCUGCUGCUACCCUCAGCGGGGGAGGCACCUCUCGGAGGAAGAAAAAGGACAACGGAAGGGGUGGCAACUCCUCUGCUGCUCCAAAUGCAUACACAAUGACGAACGCCACCUUGGUGGCCACCCCCCCAUUGAGCUGCUUCACAAAUGAUGGGCACCUCUGGGGGAAUAUAAAUCAAAAGACGGCCGAUGUGGAAAGUGAGAAAGGAAGGCGAAUACAACCGGGCGCUCCCCCGUUUAGCGUCAAGGGGGGGGGAACCCACGCCACCAACCAGCAACCAUAUUGCGUUGCGCAGUCAGCGGGCUCCCCCGAAGAACAGAUCCUACCACACGCAAGUGAAGAAGGCGCGCUGGGUGUGAGAAGCGCUUCCAAGAGGGACCAAAAAAACGCUUGCCCCCUUCAGGGGGGUGUACCAAAUGAAGGGCAGGGGAGAAAGGCCGCCCACCGGGAGGGGGAGGCACUGCCCCCACCGCCGCUCCACCAGAGGGACUCACCACCGGGUGCACCAUUGGGAGGGGUACCAUCAGGAAGUACCCCAUUUGGAAGUACCCCCUUAGGAGGGGCGCUCACCAGCACGAAGGACAGUGCCGGCACGCUUGCCAGUGUAGGCGGCCCAAAUGAGGGAGGCACAAGUAGACCCCCUUCAAACGUGGACAAUCAGACCGAUAGCGGCGAAACGAAGGGGAAGAAGAAAAGGAAUUCCAAAAGGAAGAAAAAGAAAAAUGCGCCCUGUGGAAUGGCGAAGGGGAUGGUUACCCCGGUGGGGUCAUCAACUGGGCCAGCGAUCACCACAGCGAUCCCCACUGUGACCACCACUGCGAAGGCGCCCUCCACGGGGAACCCCCCUGCGGCCAACGCGAUCACCAACGGGCCAAUGCCCACUACCGCUUACCUGCAAAAGCACAGCGACCCCCUCCUUGCCAUGGAGGAACUGGAAUACUGCCGAGAUAUAACCCUCUACGAAAGGCGAUUUGACAAGGGGAACAGCACUCUGGAAAGUAGCAAGCGGUAUGAUGUGGACUUCCCCUCGCUGUACUGA
This is a messenger RNA of Plasmodium vivax (malaria parasite P. vivax), 4090 nucleotides long. RefSeq lists its product as hypothetical. The record is from RefSeq and is a predicted model, not a curated record. The coding region runs from base 701 to 4090 and encodes 1129 amino acids. Lineage: Eukaryota; Apicomplexa; Aconoidasida; Haemosporida; Plasmodiidae. The transcript has a single exon.